AUGGCUACUCGCCGGGUCUUUCGCCGCCGCGCGCCCCUCAUCGCCUCCGUCCUGGGCCUCUUCCUCCUCUACCACUUUUUCUCUACCCUCGAACCGCGACAACGACAAUCCCAACCCAUCGAUGAGCGCAGUGGCUCCCCGUGUCCCCCUCUUCCGGGCAUGGAAGAUGUCUUGGUCGUUUUGAAAACCGGCGUCACCGAGGCCAGGGACAAGGUGCCCGUCCAUUUCGACACCACCCUCCGUUGUGUCCCCAACUUCGUCAUUUUCUCCGACUUCGCCGAAGAAAUCCAGGGCGUACAAAUCCACGAUGCGUUGGCGAACAUGGACGAGGAGGUCAAGCGGUCGGUGCCCGACUUUGAUAUCUACAACCGCAUCCAGGAGCUCGGCCGAGCGGGACUCGAGCGCGACGACUUUGCGGAUGAGGCGAACUCCGCCAUCGGGAAGCCCAACAACCCCGGCUGGAAGCUGGACAAGUGGAAGUUCCUGCCCAUGGUGCAGGAAACCCUCAAAUACAAGCCCGAUGCCAAGUGGUACGUCUUCAUGGAGGCCGAUACCUACUUCUCGUGGCCCACGCUGCUCGAGUGGCUGGCGCACUUCGACCAGACGAAACCCUGGUAUAUUGGCACCGAGACCCAGAUCGCCGACGUCAUCUUCGCGCACGGCGGAUCGGGCUUCGCCGUCUCCAACCCAGCCAUGCAGCUGGUGUCGGACGCCUACACCACCCGCAACGUCGAGUUGAACGAGUACACGGACAUCCACUGGGCCGGCGACUGCGUCCUGGGCAAGGUGCUCUCGGACGUGGGCGUGCCGCUGCACUACUCGUGGCCUAUCCUGCAGAAUUCCAACGUCGGGGAACUGGACCAGUUCACCCAAGGGUUCUACCGCCGGCCGUGGUGCUUCCCCGCGGUUGCUUUUCACCACCUGCAGGCCAAAGACAUUCAAGACCUCUGGGCUUUUGAAACCCAACGCUGGCGCGCCCGCAUCCUCCUCCACAGCGAUAUCUUCAAAGAGAUCAUCUUCCCGGCCCUGUCCGGCUCCCGUGAGAAGUGGGACAACCUGUCCGACGAGGAACACUCAGAGAUCAGCUCCUUCCGCGAAUGUCAGCGCCUCUGCGAACAAAACGACGAGUGCACGCAGUUCGCCAUCCGCGAGCGCAAAUGCUACACGGGCAAGCACCCGCGAUUGGGCGUGUCUCAUGGGGACGCCCGUAGCGGAUGGCUGGUUCCGCGGGUUGAGAAGAUGAUGAACAGCGCACCGUCUUGCUCGACCAUUGAAUGGGGUGCAUGA
Aspergillus campestris IBT 28561 is the source of this 1287-nucleotide messenger RNA. RefSeq names its product glycosyltransferase family 31 protein. The record is from RefSeq and is a predicted model, not a curated record. The transcript has 2 exons. Gene Ontology annotation, cellular component: membrane. Lineage: Eukaryota; Fungi; Ascomycota; Eurotiomycetes; Eurotiales; Aspergillaceae. Gene Ontology annotation, molecular function: glycosyltransferase activity. The coding region runs from base 1 to 1287 and encodes 428 amino acids.